Messenger RNA from Aspergillus mulundensis, 825 nucleotides. RefSeq lists its product as uncharacterized. The coding region runs from base 1 to 825 and encodes 274 amino acids. The record is from RefSeq and is a predicted model, not a curated record. Gene Ontology annotation, molecular function: alpha-L-fucosidase activity. The transcript has 4 exons. Gene Ontology annotation, biological process: carbohydrate metabolic process. Lineage: Eukaryota; Fungi; Ascomycota; Eurotiomycetes; Eurotiales; Aspergillaceae.
AUGCCUUGCACAGCAAGUUCUGCAGAUGUUACCACCGAAAUUAUUGCUUCCGCUCUAUUCAAGCUCCUCCUCGUCGAGGCAGGACUGGCGGCCAGUUUUGACGGCUCCCGCUACCUCUGGUACGACACGGCUGCAACCCGCUUCAGCGCAAGUCUCCCAGUGGGCAACGGCCGCCUAGGAGGGACUCUCUAUUGCCUCCCAACGGAGAUCAUUACUUGGAUUGAGAACUCUGUGUGGAGCGGCACUUUCCAGGGCCGGGACCAAGCCCUAAUUGAUAUGACAGGUACAUCUAUAGACCCUCACGAGUACCGCAUGCUGUCGAACUUGCACUAUAACUGCCAGCGGAGGCAGAUUGGUCGUUUCAAACGCCAAACGGUAGAUUUCCUCCUCGGCGCGGAAUCCCCGUACCGGUACGAGAGUGCCAAUGAUCAAGAAGCAGAACUGAAGAACAAAGUUGAAGCCGCGGUGAACCUAGGCUACGAUGUUCUAUGCGAAGAAGCAAUCAACGACCACAAAGAUCUAGCUAGACGAGUCACCCUCGACCUUGGAUCGUCCACGGGCAAUGAUGCAUUGCGUCCUACAGACGACGAGGACAUCGAGUUCGCUACCCUCCUUUUCAACUACGGACGCCAUCUCCUGAUCUCUUCCUCCCGGGACACGGGAGACCUGUCUCUCCCGCCUGAACCCCAGGGCCUCCGAAACCAAGACUACGCCCCAUCCUGGGGCGCCAAGUGCAUCUUUAACUCUCCUUGGGACACUCGCAAUGCAUCUGCCAAUCAUUGUUUUUCAACCACUGACCUUACCUUGGUGCUGAACGUACUCUGA